AUGAGGCAGAGACGGCAACGCACAGAGUCUAUGGUGCAGCGCUUUGCCAGGACAUCCGUCAGUGAGGGUUUUGAUCUCUGGGACAAGGACUAUCUCUUAGGUGCAUUGCGGCUGUUCCUAUUUAAAGGUGAGACGGCCCCACCGUUUCAGGUUGGCCCUUGUAUGGAUGCAACUGGGGAAAUUCUUGUGCAGAUGGAGGAGUACGAGGAUGCGAGUGAGCAGUUUACGCUUGCGGCGGAGAAGUAUGCGCUCAUUCAGCGUAAUGAUCUGGCGCAGCUGAUGCGCAUCAAGGCGGCGGAGUGCACGGAUGGUCCUGAAGAGGCGCUUCGUCAAGUAACGGCUUAUGUAUCGGAGCAGCGGGAGAUGACACCGGGCCUCGCUCGUGCCCAUGCCUAUCACGCCCAGUUGUUGCUGAAAACGGCGAAGGAUAUUAACGCUGUGGCGCCUGAAGCCGUUGCGGCUGCCCGUCUUGCGUGCAACAACUGCUGGGACCGCGUGCAUGUGGGGUACGUGACGCUUGGCGACGCCCUUUGUGCUGCUGGCCGCCCGACGGAGGCGUGCGAGGAGUACCAGCGGGCGGUGGAGGCGAACGAGAACUGCAUUGCGGGGCUCGAGCGGCACAUGUCAGUCCUGCGCGACCGGCUGCGCGAGACCACCGACGGGGCAGCGCAGAGUCGCCUGCGGUCGGAGCUCCUGCGGCUGCUGGACGCGGCCAUCGCCCUCCACCCCCGCCCGACGCUGCUGCGGGAAAAGGCGUUUCUCCUCAGCGAGACGGCGGGCGACGCGGCCGCGCUGGACUUCCUCGAGCCCCUCAUCCGCAACCCGCCGCCGGAGGAGGCCGACGCCGCCGCCAACCAAACCGUCACCACGCUCCUCAAGGCGAAGGCGGCCAUCCUCGCCGACAGCGGAAGUAUGAAAGAGGCGCUCAAAGCCGCAGAGGCCGCCCUGCGCGAGAGCCCAGGCGACGAAGAAGCAGCCGCCAUCGUGGCAGAGAUACAGCAAAGCGUCUAG
Molecule: messenger RNA, 1011 nt
Organism: Trypanosoma theileri
Lineage: Eukaryota; Euglenozoa; Kinetoplastea; Trypanosomatida; Trypanosomatidae
Exons: 1
Coding region: 1-1011 (336 amino acids)
Molecular function (GO): protein binding
Source: RefSeq, a predicted model, not a curated record